Molecule: messenger RNA, 1228 nt
Organism: Anastrepha obliqua
Lineage: Eukaryota; Metazoa; Arthropoda; Insecta; Diptera; Tephritidae
Exons: 4
Coding region: 273-1199 (308 amino acids)
Source: RefSeq, a predicted model, not a curated record
UGUUGCUACCAACUGGGUUUUUUUGGUUGAACGGCGUGCAUUUAAAAAUUUUGAUUUCAGUCAACGUGCGAACGCGAACCGAAAAAGUUCAAGCAAUCAGCAUCAACGAAAUAAAGAAAGACUUGCAGCUUUGAACAUAACUUUGAUUUCUUGCUGAAUGAAGUGGUCGUCGACCAGCGCCACCAACGCCAGCCAUCACCAGCAAAAACGCUGAAAAUUGCCAUAAAUGCCGCUGCAGCUACCCAAAACAGCUAUUCGACCCGCAGACCCAGAUGAAUGCCCCACUGAAAAUGCUGUACCACACCAAAAGUGCUACAUUUUCCGCUGCUUUUAGUAUUUUGCUAAUAUGCUGUUGUUUUUUACCCAGCGCCGAGCCACUUGUUGUGCCCCAGGAGCUGCCCUCCAUUCUAUCAUUAAUCUACUCCAAUAUUCCACCCAUUAAAAAAGGUACCGACUCUCGCCUUGGUUUCGGCUUUCGUCUCGGCAACCACGCGGACUUCCAGGUCCUACUCGAGCUAGGACCGCAGAAGAACACACGCCCAAUUGGCGAGAAUGCUGAUUCGGAGAAUACCUUCAACAAACGACAAGUGAGCAAAGCGCAUCGCGACUAUCUGCUGCGCAAGCAAGCACAAGAAGCGCUCAAGCAGCUCACCAGUAGCACCACGGCUACAAUUACAACAAGUGAAGCUACAGGCGGUAGUUGGUUGGAAAAUUGGUCAAAAGCUAUGAACACAAACAGGAAUAGCCACAAAGAGGAUACCGGCAUGGACAUUGCAAUGAAUAAAAAGAAAUCGACCCCAAAAUUCACACAGAGUGUAAACAAAAAGCAGCAGCAGCAAUCGGAGAAGUUGAGUCCAACAUUGGCCACGGUAAAUAAGUCAAUGAUGCAGCUGCAAAUGCUCUACCAAAUGGCCACCACUACCACUACCAGUACAACAACAGGAACACCAAUGGAUGCCGAUUCAGGCACUGGGUCGCCAAUGACGAUUAUCACAACGGUGCCACAGUUUCAGAGGCUGCCUGCACCGAUUGCCCCAAAUAAAGGUGGGCCAUUGAGCUUGGGUGGCCCAACAGGCUUUACCCCACGUCCGCCUGAGGAAUUGGCAUUGCAAAUAAUAUCUGAGCUGCAAGGUGAGAAGAAAUCGAAGAGUGAAAUUACAAAGGAAUUGAUGAAUGUGAGUCUUGAGGAGGGCGAGUAAUACAUUUGCAACGACGGUUUUAACUCAGU